Molecule: messenger RNA, 6651 nt
Organism: Penicillium lagena
Lineage: Eukaryota; Fungi; Ascomycota; Eurotiomycetes; Eurotiales; Aspergillaceae
Product: transcriptional regulator SIN3
Exons: 14
Coding region: 1-6651 (2216 amino acids)
Biological process (GO): regulation of DNA-templated transcription; peptidyl-serine dephosphorylation
Cellular component (GO): cytosol; protein phosphatase type 2A complex
Molecular function (GO): protein binding; protein phosphatase regulator activity
Source: RefSeq, a predicted model, not a curated record
AUGGUAGACAGAGAUCCAGGCUCGCCCACCUGGAAGUUCACACAAUGCUUUGGUGAUAAAGGUGAUGUAGAAGAUAUCACAGAGGCGGACAUCAUUUCGACCGUUGAAUUCGAUCAUACUGGUAACUACCUCGCUACGGGAGACAAGGGUGGACGUGUGGUGCUGUUUGAGCGUAAUGAAACGUCGCACGAGCCCGAAUUCGACUAUCUCAAAUCGUUAGAGAUCGAAGAGAAAAUCAACAAGAUAAAAUGGUGCCGCCGACAAAAUGCAUCCCACUUCCUCCUCUCGACCAACGACAAGACAAUAAAGCUGUGGAAGGUGUUUGACAAGUCUUUGAAAGUGGUCGCUGAGAACAAUCUAUCAAACGAGCUCACGCCAGCGGGCGCCGUGGGUGGCGGCGGCAUGCCCCGGGCACCCCGGCUCUCCUUCAAGGACCCCUCCGCGCUGAAGCUCCCGCGCAUGACACACCAUGACACCGUGGUGGCAGCAGUCCCGCGGAGAACGUACGCCAACGCCCACGCCUACCAUAUCAACAGCAUCUCCGUCAACAGCGAUGGCGAGACAUUCAUCAGCAGUGAUGACUUGCGAGUCAACUUGUGGAAUCUCAAUAUUCAGGACCAGAGCUUCAACAUUGUCGAUAUCAAGCCGGCAAACAUGGAGGAGCUGACCGAAGUGAUCACGGCGGCAGAGUUCCACCCCGUCGGCUGUAACUGGUUUAUGUACGCCAGUUCCAAGGGCACAAUCAAGCUGGCCGAUAUGCGGGAGCGGGCGCUGUGCGACGAGCACGCCAAACUGUUCGAACAAGAGGAGGACGCCUCCUCGCGUUCCUUCUUCUCCGAGAUCAUCUCCUCCAUCUCCGACGUGCGAUUCUCCCAUGACGGUCGGUACAUCGUGUCCCGCGACUAUCUGACCGUGAAGAUCUGGGAUGUCAACAUGGAACGACAACCGGUUAAGACGAUCCCCAUCCACGAACACCUGCGGCCGCGCUUGUGUGAUACGUACGAGAACGACAGCAUCUUUGACAAGUUUGAGGUGGUCUUCUCAGGAGAUGCGGAGAAUGUCAUGACGGGCAGCUACAACAACAACUUCAUGAUCUACCCGAAAGAAGACGACAAGGAGACGGAGAUUGUGCUGCAGGCGGACAAGUCGGCCUUCAAGGCCAAGAAGGUUGGCGUGCCGACCCCGAUGAACAAGGCAGGGAAUGGCAAGAAGGCCGGCUCGCGGUCCGGUAGCCCUGCAGGUCCGGGCAGUCGGAUGAAGAAGGAGACCGAUGCCGACCAGAUUGAUUUCAACAAGAAGAUCCUGCACAUGAGCUGGCAUCCCUUUGAGGACAGCAUUGCCAUUGCUGCUACGAACAACACCGUUCCCACCUCUGUCUAUAGCCAGAGGCAGUUGGUCAUUACUUUGGCACUCAACACAUUCAUCCGUGUCUACCCAUGUUCUCACCCGGCAUCCUCUUCCCUCUACACCUCGCUUAGCCUCCUCCCAGUCCUGGCUGACGAGUCGGUUUUUUCUGCCCGGCGUUCCGGGGCGAUGACGGAGGCGGAGGGUAUUGAUACUCUCCGCCAUACAGUGACAGAACCACAAUACGACCAUAACCUCACAGCCAGGCAUGUUCCCGACUGUCUUUUCCUGACCGGAACAACCCAGCCUCCGGUUUCUAACACGCUAGACCACCUCCGGAUUAGCGCAAAGGCCACUGGAGAGCCCGCGAUCGCGCGCAAAGGGAAUCAAUCACCCCCAGAGUCCCAGUCCCCUGUGUCCCUCCCUACUCGAUUACAUCCUCGUUUCCCAGUCUCCACCAUGAACCCUGGGAACGAUAGUUGGCACUCCUCUGCUGGUGGGCCGCCGUCGCACCCUGGCAUGGAUCAAAUGAACCAGCAGCAGAGGCCCUUGGGCUCUUUCAGUCAAAAUCCAUCUCAGCAAGGCCCGUCUCCGCAGCCCUCGGGCCCUGUCCUCCCCCUCCAUCCGUCGGGUGGCCAUUCGCUCCCUGGCCUGGCAGAAUUGAGCCAGAGCCACGGAGCAGCGCACCAGCCUCAGACGUACGGUCCACAUCCUCCCUCCCAUAAUGCCGGCCACUCCCUGCCGGGAAUCGGCCAAGCCAUGCAGCAUGCGUCUCCGCAGCUCAAUCGCGAGCGUGAGCGCGACUCCCGAGAGCGGGAGAUGAUGGAGCGCCAGCGCCAGCAGGAAGAGCAUGUCCACCGCGAGCGUGAGCAGCGGGAGCGGGAGCAGAUGGAACGCCAGCAGAUGGAGCGCCAGCGCGAGCAGCAGCAGCAGCAGCACCACCCUGUCCAGAGCCACACGGGCUCCAUCCCCCUCCAUCAACCCGUCGCCUCGAAGGUGCCCAACACCAUCCAUGGCCCUAACGGUCUUCUCUCCAACCUGAGUGGAGCUGCCGCGAACGGCCCUCAGGGUGCUGGUGGGCAGUCCUCUGGUGGACCUGGUAGCCUCUUCGGCCCCCAGAUGCAGCAGCAUGGUGAGGGUACGCCGCGAUCAUACAUGCAGCACCCCGGUGGGCCACCGGGUAACCCAAUGAUGGGCUACAAUGGAUCUGGUCAGCAGAUCCCGGGGAGUGUGGCUGCUCUGGCACAAGGCCAACAGCCAAUUCUCAAUGAUGCUCUGAGCUAUCUGGACCAAGUGAAGGUUCGCUUCGUCGAUCAGCCGGAUGUUUACAACCGAUUUUUGGAUAUAAUGAAAGAUUUCAAGAGCCAAGCGAUUGAUACUCCCGGCGUCAUCCAACGCGUCUCCACCCUUUUCAAUGGUCACCCUGCUCUCAUUCAGGGAUUCAACACCUUCCUCCCUCCCGGCUAUCGUAUUGAAUGCGGAACUGAAGAUAACCCCGAUGCGAUUCGCGUGACCACCCCCUCCGGCACCAAUACACUGAGCAUGCCUCGGACAGGACGUUCGCUGGAUUCUGGAGAUAUCGGCCCUUCGGGUGGUCUGCACGGGCGCCCCGAUUUUUAUGAUCAGUCGCGGCCUGGAUGGCAGCAAAGCCAGCAGCAACAGCCACAGCAGCAGCCUGGGUCGUACUCGCCCGGCUCUCGCAUGAUGGGUCCCGGCAUGUAUCAGCAAGAUGGAUCUAGCCAAGAACACCACUACGGCUACCAAAGCCAGCAGGAGCCACAGGCGGCCGCCACUGCGGCGGCUAUGUCACAUCAGCAAGAUCACCGUGGUGUCGCGCAGUUGCAAGGUGCUGCCUCGGCCUCUGCUGGUAUGGGUCGGCCAACUCUUCUCCAAGUGACCUCGGCUGCGGGAGCGAACGCAAGUCUGACUCAGCCUAUGAACAAUCUGGCUGGCGUUGGCACUGGUAUGCUGCAAGGUGCUCAUGGCGACCUGACCAAGCGCGGACCCGUGGAAUUCAACCACGCCAUAAGCUAUGUGAACAAGAUCAAGAAUCGCUUCUCCAGUGCGCCAGAGAUCUACAAGCAAUUCCUUGAGAUUUUGCAGACGUACCAGCGGGAGUCUAAGCCCAUUCAGGAUGUCUACGCGCAGGUGACCCAACUGUUCAACACUGCCCCGGAUCUCCUGGAAGAUUUCAAGCAGUUCUUGCCUGAAUCUGCGGCCCAUGCAAAGCAGCAAGCAGCGGCUCGCGCAGCCGAAGAGGCUGCUCCUCUCAGCAAUUUGCGUGGAGAUCCCAUGGGCCCUGGCGGUCUCGCUUCUCAGACCCCCAACCGGGAUGUCAAAAUGCCACCCCUUGGUCAAUUCAAUGUCAAGGAAAAGGAAGGCAAGAAGCGCCGCGGUGGUCCAGGUGGUGCCGGCGUGACCUCUUCCAUGUCCGGCCCUGCUGGUGCUGAGGCUGCGCGGAUGGCUGAUGUCCAGGCUGGCCGCACUCAGGGUCAAUUUGGUAACGUUAAUAAGAGAGCCAAGUACCACCACGGCAAACCCUCAACAGGUGCUGACUUGUCGAAUGUGUCUCCGACCUUGAUCCCUGCGCUCCCAGAACCCAUCCAGCCGUCUGUUUCGAUGACUCCGAGUCAAGAGGAGAUUGCCUUCUUUGACCGCGUGAAGAAGUUCAUCGCGAACAAGCAGGUCUUCAGCGAUUUCCUGAAGCUGUGCAACCUGUACACCACCGACCUUGUGGAUCGUCAUGUUCUGGUCAAGAGAGCCGAGGGAUACAUUGGGUCUAAUGCGGAGCUCAUGAGCUGGUUCAAGCGAUUUAUGAGUGUCGAGGAGCCUGAGGACAAAACCAUCGACCCUAAGCCGCGAACGGAGGCUGGUAUGGUCAACUUGGCUCAUUGUCGAUCCCUGGGGCCUAGCUACCGUCUUCUGCCUAAGCGGGAGCGCCAGAAGCCUUGCAGCGGCCGUGACCAGCUGUGCUUUGAGGUUUUGAAUGACGAAUGGGCAUCUCAUCCUACCUGGGCAUCCGAGGAUUCUGGGUUUGUUGCGCACCGAAAGAACCAGUACGAAGACGCCUUGCAUCGCAUAGAGGAGGACCGCCAUGAUUACGAUCACCACAUCGAAGCGUGCACCCGCACUAUCCAGCUGAUCGAGCCGAUCUGCCAGCAGUUCCUUGUCAUGAGUGAAGCUGAACGGGCUGCUUUCAAACUGCCUCGCGGUCUUGGUGGCCAGAGCGAAGCGAUUUACCAGCGGGUGAUCAAGAAAAUCUAUGAUCGCCAGCGCGGCGAGAAGAUCAUCCGUGACAUGUUUGAGCGCCCUUGCCAGAUUCUUCCGAUUGUUCUCUACCGUCUCAAACAGAAGCUGGAGGAGUGGAAGGUGUGCCAGCGCGAGUGGGAUAAGGUCUGGCGCGAGCAGAUGCAGCGCGCAUACUGGCGCAGUCUCGACCACCAGGCCAUUGCUACGAAGCAGACGGACAAGAAGCUCUUCAUCGCGAAGAACAUCCAGCAAGAAGUUCAGUCCAAGUUCGAGGAGGACCGGAACCUUCGCAAGGGUGGAUGGACCCCAUCCAAAUACCAGCGCGAGUUUACCUUCAGUGACUUGGACGUCGUAUUAGAUGCCACUCACCUGCUCAUCUUGUACUUUGAACGGGGAACCAGUGGCUUCGGCGCCGAUACGCAGAAGUUGACAGCCUUUGUCAAGGACUUCAUCCCAGUGUUCUUCGACCUGGACCGGGAGACUUUCCACGACUAUAUGGAUGAAAUUUCGGUUGCAACCUCGCCUGCCGAGGAGGUAGACGGGGAGAAUUUCGCGGCCGAGGACGCCUCAAAUUCCAGUCGGAAAGAGCUCAACACCCAGAAGAUCGGCCUCUUGCGCGAGGCUCUUGAGCGUAAGACUGAGAAAGGGAAACGGACUAAGGAGGAUGGUGCUGUUGCAACUCCCCUUGCGACCCCCGAGGUUCCGCGAGCUCCAUCUGCCGCCGUUUCAGAGCCCGAGGAGUUUAACGUGGCCGAGCUCAAGUGGAUGGAGCAUCCCGGUCAGGGCAACUUCAAUCUGCAGCGCGAGUACACGCUUAACGAGAAGUACGAGAAGAAGGUGCACAAUCUGUACGCCAACUUGAACAUUUAUUGCUUCUUCCGGACCUUUGAAAUCCUCUACGAGCGUCUGCUGCGCGUCAAGGGGCAGGAGGCGGAAGCUCACGAGCAAGUGCGUCGAGGUCUUUUGCCCAAGCCUGCGCAUGAACUGGCUCUGAUUGACCGAUUCCCUACGGAUUUCUUCUACGACUGCGACCCCAAGGCCAAUCUGUACCAGCAGGUUGUGCGCAUGUGCGAGGAAGUGAUCAAAGGCGACAUGGACCAGAUCCAUCUGGAGGAAACCCUGCGCCGCUACUACAUGCAGGGUGGCUAUCUGCUCUACAACCUUGACCGCAUUUUGUCUUCGAUUACCAAGUACGCUGCAUCCAUCUUCACUGGUGAUUCGCGCGAUCGCAGCUCGGAUAUCGUGAAUCUCUUCUUCCGGGAACGGGAGAAGGAGGAGACUACGCACCACCAGGAGAUCCAGUAUCGCAAGCAGGUGGAGAAGAUGAUCAAGGAUGGCGAUCUCUAUCGCAUCACCUACUACCCAUCGGAGCGCCGGACAACCGUCCAACUGAUAACCCCCGAGGACGUGACCUUCGACAACGCGGAGCUAAGCUCCGAAGCCCGCUGGUCGUACUACGUUACCGCAUACUCGAUGCGUGACCCGACCGAAGGCGUGCAGUUCUCCGCAAUGCGCAUGCCCUUCUUGAAGCGCAACCUGCCAGGCAAGCUGGACGAGGACGAGGAGUAUGACCGCUUCUACCGACGCCUGCAGCAUUUUGACGGUCUUAUUAUCCGCGUCUGCGCCAACAACUACACGAUGCUCUACCAGCCUGAAACCUACGACUGGUUCUGGCGCUCCACCGCCCCGAUCGUCGACAAGGAUGCUGAUGCUGAGACGGCCAAAACCCAGACAGAGGACGCUGCCAAGGAGAAGGCUGCACUGCGUGAGAAGCGCCAUGACCGCUUCGUCGAGAAGUUCGUCAACAACCCCAACUGGGCCCGUGGUCUUAGCAAGGACAAGGUGGACGAGUCAAAUCAGCGCUUCCGCUCUUGGCUGAAUGGUACCUUGUCCGCUGAGAAUGCUGUUUCUGCCACCGAGGAGGCUGAAAAGCCCACUGAAGACAAGGAGGCUGAGAAGAGCAAGAGUCCCCCGAAGGAGGACCAGCCCGAUGCCGAGAUGGCAGAUGCCGCACCACCCGCGCCUGAGGCAGAGGCGGAGACUACGGAGGCGCAAUGA